Molecule: messenger RNA, 4955 nt
Organism: Lutzomyia longipalpis
Lineage: Eukaryota; Metazoa; Arthropoda; Insecta; Diptera; Psychodidae
Product: protein GUCD1
Exons: 2
Coding region: 138-851 (237 amino acids)
Source: RefSeq, a predicted model, not a curated record
CAAUUUUCGGAGAAUUGGAGAGUUAGUCAUGUUGCGGUGAAGAGGUUCAGCAGCAGUUAAAGGUUGGGCAGCGAAGCAACAUGACAUCAUUUUUCGUGUAGUCUUUAGCCCAUGAGGGUGGCUGUGAAAGGAGCAAAAUGACAAAAAGUUCACAACUUCCUGUUUCGUGGAAAUGGGAUUUGGUGCAUUUUCGACAACGCUACGACUGGGAUUGCGGACUCUCUUGCAUCCUGAUGCUUCUCCCGCGGCAGAAGAGAAAUUAUUUUCUGGAAAAUUUCACGGAAAUCUGCUCAGAGGAAGGUUUUGGGCAAAGUACGUGGACAAUUGAUCUGUGCUACGUAUUGAAGCGCUUCGGCGUGCAUCACAAGUACCUCACAUCGACAAUUGGCGUCAAUGAUGGCUACAACCAGCAUAGCUACUACGGGAAGAUUAUCCAGCAGGACAGUGCGAGGGUGGAUAGACGCUUCAAAAGUGCCCCAAGUCAGGGAAUAAUUGUGGAACAGCAACAAAUUACUCGGGAUGCUCUCAUACGACACAUUGCUCUCGAGGGGCCGGCAAUUGUCCUCACAAAUGCCUCUCUACUCACCUGUGAUAUCUGCAAGUCCAACAAAUUCUCCACAGAGCUACGUUCCUGCCUCCCCUGGAGGGCAUCCUUCAAGGGGCACUACAUCCUCCUGUGUGGCUACAUUGUGACCCUCCGGAAGUUCUUCUACCGCAAUCCAGCCAUGAAGGAUCACAUCUGUAUGACGUCCUUUGUUAAUUUCCACAAUGCCCGCGUGUGCUAUGGAACAGACGACGAUGUGAUCCUCAUUUACAACAAUCAAAAGGAUAGGCCACAGGAUGAUACGUAAGAAUUACUUAAAGUUACAAAAAAAAACUCCUUAUUUUUAGAGAAAUGUGAUUUAAUACCAUUUAAAGGGGAAAAGAUUAAAAGUGAAUUUGAGAUUUGAAGUGUUCGGAUUGAAAGAAAAUUCGCUAGUUGCAAGGAAAAGUGUUGCAAAAAAGCAAUAAAUUAACCCUUUCACGUCCACGUGAAACAUGUGCUCUGAUGCUUUCAGAGAAAUUUUUUCAGUUAAAACGAAUUAAAAAAGAAUUAAAUUCAUAAAUAAAUGGUCAGCGUAUGACCCAUAAAACUCGAAAGGGUUAUUCUUAAUCUGUUUUAAGAUAGGAUUUUUAGUGGUAUUUUUAAGGCUAAUUUGUAUGAAAAAUUAAUUUGAUUUCUAGGGCAAACUAAACGCCAAAAAUACCGUUUUUUUUAAGAAACGAAAGAAAAAUGAAUUUUCUUAAAAAAUUGUAUUUUUGGCAGGUGAGGGUGGAAAGGGAUGAAAAUGGUGGCCAUUUUCAGAUUCCCCGGAAAAUUUUAGCUAAGUUUUCACUAGAAAUCAAAUAAAUUUUUCUUACAAAUUAGCAUUAAAAAUACCUCUAAAAAUAAAUCUCAAAUCUUACGGUAUUAAUUUAUUGCUUUUGCAUUUUAUUUUCGCAAAACAUUUGCAACUAACGGCAAUGCUGAAAAUUAGAGGAAUUUUCAAUUGACAGAGUUCAAAAAAAAAUAGUUUCCCCCACGAAAAUAUUAUUCAAAGAAAAAAAAUAUUUCAGGAAAAAAUAUUUUUUAAGGGAAAAUUUUAUUAAUUUAAUGAAAAUUGAUUUAUACCGGAAAAAAAUUGAGACUCACGUGGUUUAUUUCAAGAAUAAGUUGGGCUCAAAAUCUUCUCCCGAAUGUUUGGGAUUACGUAUCCUUCAAGUUUAUAUGAAGGGUAUGAAAGACUUCUAGAGUCUCACAAAAAAAACCACCAAAAAUAUCCGGAAAUCUUUAAGUGUCUCCGUAGGGUAUUCCUCUUCUAGUUUGCGAAUGAAUUUGCGUUGGUAUGUGGAAAUUGAGUCUAUUCCUAAGCCACAAAUUAAAAAUUUCUUAUCUAUUUUAACUAUUUAUUACGACUAUCCUCCGAAACAACAAAUCAUUACAAAAUAUCUCUCGGUGGAAUGGAUAUUGUCAAAGCCGUUGUCUCAAAUGCAUUAAAGACUGAACAUUCUGCCAUUCGUGAUGCAACAGUUCCAAAUCUCAAUUGAGCAUACUGAUGAUCUGGAAAUAAAGUGAAAAACCAAUCAUAUGCUGCUACUAACUUCGUGUAGCUAUCAAAGGUGUUCCAUGUGUUGUACUUUUCCGGCGUCCCUGAUCCCCUCCAUUCCGCUCGAUCACAUAGGUGCGACAGCAUGCUCUUAGCGAUCUUAACCAAGGUUAGGCGGUAUCAUUAACCGUUGAUCGUUGUAUGACUGCGUUUUCGUUGCAAAAUAUCUUUCUUUUAUUGGAAGGUCAGCAUAAAGUUUGGGUUAAAGUCCAUUGUAUUCAUUAACUUUAACCCGGCUGCCAUGCUUUAUGGUCUUGAGGAUUUUAAGGUUUUACUUUGCUGCUUGCAAAUAGGCUUUAAUAUUUUCCGGGUUACAGGAUGAGUGAAGAUUUUUCACCAUUACCCUAAUUGGUUUAGUCUGCUUAUUUUCAUCUGUGUGAAAAGUCAGACUAGUAUCGGUUUUAGGCAGAAUCAUUGCUUCUCUGUAUGAGUCGCAAUUGGCACAGUUAAUUUUGGCUAGUUUAGCCUUAAAUUUUACUUGGAAAUCACUGUUAGAGAUUUCUUUUCAAUAAUAAUUUUCUUCAGCUUGGUUUUCGUAUUUUUGGGUGUCUAGAGUGGUACUCAUUUUCCUUUUUUUGGUUUUUGCUUUCCACUCUGGCCCAGUUCGUUUCUGUGGCCAAGUUGUCGUUGAAUUUUCCCAUUGGCUUUAGCCUUAGACCCCUUUCCUUGUCUCUCUGAUACUCGCAGCACGAAGUUUCGUUCUAUAGAAAUUAAUUCUGGAUCCCUCUUUUUUAUGCACUAAUUCGUCAAUAUUUCGAUAUUCUUUUAUCGUUGAUAAUGGUGACUAAUAAAUUUUCUGGAUGAGCAAAAUAUGAAUUAUUGUUUAAUCGGUUGCACUUGGAUUAUCUCUUUUUAUUUUUUGGUAGGUCACGUAAUAAUUUCUUGAGUUCAUCGUCACUAGUAUUUCUAAGAAUUGGUGGUAGAGUAAUUGUUAUAUCUUUCCAAUAAAUCAUGUUUGUAUAAUCGUCGGCAUCAAAAUUGAUAACCGGUUUUCUAAAAACCCUAAUUUUUGUAUUUUUCGCCUCAACACUUCUGGCUAAGAUAAUUCGAUCAAUAGCAUCACGCCUUACAGGUAUUCUAUUUAUCGUGGAUCAUAGUAACUAGGAGGUUUUCUGGGUGAGCAAAAUAUGAAUUAUUGCUCAAUAUUUUGUCCACGACUUUUCUAUAUUCUUCUGGAAGUUCACGCGUCGACUGUAUAAGAAAAUAAAAUAUUUUUGGGCCAUUUAUAAAAUCAUGACUCUUUUUUUUAUACGAAACCAUGAAGGUAUAUAUAACUCCAUUAAAUAUUUCAUAAUGCAUUUAAAAUGAUAAGAUGGCUCUUUAGUGCCAACAUACAGUCUCAUAAUUCUAUUGGCUGUUGUCAGUCAUCUGGCAUGGUUCAACAAUCCUAGUUGCCGACUAGCUAAAUCUCUAGAACAAUUUCCUGACUUUAUGGCUUGUGCUAUAUCAUAUUAAUAUUGCUGAUCCGUAUUUAAUUGAAUUCCGUCUAAAUUAGGAAGUUUAAAAUUUAUUGGAUCAAACUUUAUAACAGGGAAAUUGUUGCAAAAACUUAAAUUUUUACCUAUUUCUCCAACUAGAAUAUUAGGCCCUUUUGUUUUACCAUCUAGUUUUCGAAUUAAAUUUCUAAAGGGCAAUUCAUUACAAUGGAGAAGUGUUUAUGGAAAUGGAAGAAAGGGAUUGAAUUAUAAACCUACUAGAGGAUUUUCAUUAAUGAAUUUUUCGUCUUCCUCUCUUUGGUUUUUUCUAACUACUUUUCGACUUCUUAUUUUCAUUAACUAAUCCUAAGUCUUCAAGUAUUCCAUUUAUUAUAGCAGCUGUGGCUGCUGUCAUGAUAAAGGCUUUUUUCGUAAUUGACUAGAUUAACUAGAAUCUAUUGAACUGUUGCAGUUGCAACUUAUAUAGCUAUCGUUGGCGUGCUGAAAGGAGUUUUUUUUUCAGCAGUUAUUCUUUCCAUCAUUUUUGAUUUUAUUCAGUUACCUACUCUAAAAUCAGAAAGACUUUUAUGCUUUCUUUUAAAAUCAUUAUGAUGGAACAUUGGAUGGAGUUUUCCAUCUAUUCCCACCCUCUCGGCACCUAUUUUACCUACUUAUGCAUAUCCUAUCGCCCUGGAAAUCAUCCCUUAGAAUAAAUGCAUUGAUAUAAGUUUCAGACAAAGUCUUUGGGAAGUCUUUGAGUGCUCAUAAACUUUCGCAACCUUUUGCGACCUUUGAAAUGGAUCUGCGUCAUGGUAAAAUCCAACAUUUGGCUUUUUUCCUUGACUCUGUAAUUUCUUUCUGUCUUUCCGUAGGAGUUAUCUAUGUAGGAGGAAGAUUAACAUAUCUUCCCUUUUGACCUGGGUGAACAUUCCCAGUAUUAUGAUGAAUAGUGUGUGCAAGGAUCAUUUAGGGUUCGGCUUUUUUUCCUACCCCAAAAUGAACCUCCACAAAUUCUCUAUUAUCGUUUUCCGGGAAAGGCAGACUUUGAAGAGUAUUUUUUGUUAUCAAAAUAUGUUGAGCGUUUUGAGUUUAUGGGUUGUCUCAAAUAUCUCUUACUAAAAGAAACAUUGAAUGAGGGACACUUGAGUUCUUCGUCUUUUUUGGUAAUUUGUCGAGACUUUAUCUUUCAUUUAAUGACCCUUCGAUGUUUAGGAGAAAAACUUUGGGUAUAUUUAUUUAUGCUAAAAGAAAUGAAUAGUCAAGCAAAUGAAUUUAUGCUGAAAUAUAAAUAAAAGAAACGAAUUGUGUAAGAAAAAUUGUAUUGACGAAAUUAUGUUGAACCAGCAUAAAAUUGUGAAAUGUAUUUUGGAAUUUAUAUGUCAACAAUGAAGAGCCAAUAAAGAAUAAUAAGCAA